CUAGGUGUUUCAAAAAUCAGAAAUGAGAACAGGAGAAGGAUAGAAAGCCGCGAAUCCUUUAAAGCUUGACCCUCUCUAGCCGUUUUCCGGUGCCCAAAGUGGCAGCGUCCCAACCAGCUCCAGCGCCUCGCCGUCCCUCUCUUCGUUUCGUCUCUGUUAAACGCCUUCUCUGUUAAACGCCUCAGAAGUAGGAGAGGAGGAAGAAAGCACCCAUCGCCGGCGUGGAAUCCAUCUGCUUCUCUAGCCGUCGUCCACUCUUCCAAUAAAGAUCCUUGAUUUUCUCCCAGGUCUGUAAUUAUCCUUCAACGAAAGAGGUGAAUCUCUUCAACAAUCCUGAAACUCUCUCAGGAUUUGCGUGUCUUGCUAUAUCUCUCUCUGCUGUUUCAAGGAAUUCUAGAGUUUUCCAGUUCUUUGCCCAAGGGGAAGUUACCUCCAUUGCAUCCUAUUGUCGUCAUGGCCACCAGUUUUGGAGCAAACACGGACAUAACAAAAUGCAUUACUGGCUCAAUUAGACCCUCUUGUCAGAAGUCCUCCAUCUCCCAACAUUAUCUAUGGAGAUCCCCAUCUGGUCGCUUCUCUAAAAAGUUGCCAUUACUAUCUUUGGCUGCUGGAGAAGUGGGAGCAGAAAGAAAAACAAAGGGUUUCCAUAUACUUUCAAUGUCAAAGGCUGCCACUGGUGAAAGUGCAGACAGGGUUGAGACCCUUACAUACAAGGAUGCAGGUGUUAACAUCGAUGCAGGGUCAGAGCUUGUUAGGAGAAUUGCAAAAAUGGCUCCUGGGAUUGGAGGCUUUGGAGGCCUUUUCCCUCUUGGGGACUCGUAUCUUGUUGCUGGUACAGAUGGAGUUGGAACUAAACUUAAGCUUGCUUUUGAAACUGGAAUUCACGAGACCAUUGGGAUUGAUUUGGUUGCAAUGAGUGUCAACGACAUUGUUACAUCUGGUGCAAAGCCUUUAUUUUUCCUCGACUAUUUUGCCACAAGCCAACUUGAUGUUGAUCUUGCUGAAAAGGUUAUAAAAGGAAUUAUAGAUGGCUGCCAACAAGCAGACUGCGCUCUUUUAGGAGGCGAGACUGCAGAGAUGCCAGAUUUUUAUGCAGGCGGUGAAUAUGAUCUCAGUGGUUUUGCAGUUGGCAUAGUAAAGAAGGAUUCGGUUAUUGAUGGUAAAAAUAUUGUGGCUGGAGAUGUCCUCAUCGGUUUGCCAUCUAGUGGAGUUCAUUCCAAUGGAUUCUCUCUUGUUAGAAGGGUUUUGGCCCGAAGUGAACUUUCUCUAAAGGAUCAACUUCCUGGUGCAGCCGUUACAUUAGGUGAAGCUCUGAUGGCCCCGACAGUUAUAUAUGUAAAGCAGGUUCUUGACUUGAUCAACAAGGGAGGUGUGAAAGGAAUAGCCCACAUCACUGGUGGUGGUUUUACAGACAAUAUACCUCGUGUAUUUCCAAGUGGUCUUGGAGCUGUAAUCUACAAGGACUCUUGGGCGGUCCCGCCUGUGUUCAAAUGGAUCCAAGAGGUGGGAAGUGUGGAAGAUUCUGAAAUGAGGCGGACUUUUAAUAUGGGCAUCGGGAUGGUUCUAGUUGUUAGCAAGGAGGCAUCCCUCAGAAUACUUGACAACAGGAAUACAUCUAACAUAGCAUAUUGCAUUGGUGAAGUUGUUGAUGGUGAAGGAGUAAGCUAUGGCUGAUAUAAUUUAUUUUUGUUUUUAUUUUAUUUUCGGCAUAAUGCCAUCAUUGUAUCUGUGUGGUGAGAUGGGAUAUUCAAAUUCCGGCCUUCUUUGAUGUUUUGUAAUUUAAUUUUGAAAUGUUCAAUGCAAAGAAAUUCUUGUUCAAAAA
Malania oleifera is the source of this 1822-nucleotide messenger RNA. RefSeq names its product phosphoribosylformylglycinamidine cyclo-ligase, chloroplastic. The transcript is spliced from 10 exons. Bases 454 to 1674 code for a protein of 406 amino acids. The record is from RefSeq and is a predicted model, not a curated record. Gene Ontology annotation, biological process: 'de novo' IMP biosynthetic process; adenine biosynthetic process. Gene Ontology annotation, molecular function: phosphoribosylamine-glycine ligase activity; phosphoribosylformylglycinamidine cyclo-ligase activity. Lineage: Eukaryota; Viridiplantae; Streptophyta; Magnoliopsida; Santalales; Ximeniaceae. Gene Ontology annotation, cellular component: cytosol.